This is a messenger RNA of Exophiala dermatitidis NIH/UT8656, 2297 nucleotides long. Its product is annotated as histone-binding protein RBBP4. Lineage: Eukaryota; Fungi; Ascomycota; Eurotiomycetes; Chaetothyriales; Herpotrichiellaceae. Bases 463 to 1998 code for a protein of 511 amino acids. Gene Ontology annotation, molecular function: protein binding. The transcript has a single exon. The record is from RefSeq and is a predicted model, not a curated record.
UAAAUCAAAUGCUUGGGGCUGAAGUCCGGGGUACAACAAGUGGUACGUCAAUGUCGAGCAAACCGAGCAAACACGCUAAACUCGCCCAAAUCACUUGUAUUCUUGGACGACCGGCAACAGAGCGGCUAUACUGUAACACGCAUUGAGUCGUAGUGAUUGCGGUAUAAACAAUUUGGCGAUAGAUCCUUGCACCUCGGGACCCUAAACAGGCGGUCUUUCACCCACAAUUUGAUCGGAGUUACAAUGUUUAUCCUUCGAGGUGUUCAGGCGACGCGUUGAGGGGGGCUCACGUGAUAGCAACAUCACGUGCAGAUAGUGACAUAAGCAACUCUUAUCAAGAAAAAUAUUUUGAGUAAAGUGCAUGAGGAUCAAACCUGACAAAAUCUGGUCGCGACCAGCACAGCAGCGUGAGCCGUUUUGUUGUAAGCUGCGCACAUCUGUCUCAUUCCCUUACAAACAAAGAUGUCGAAACGAACAGCCGAUGAUCAGGAGAACCCUGAGCCGUUAAAGGCCGGCCAGCGACCGGACUUGGGCGCCAAUGGAGAGGCAACACUCGAGUUCGAGGAUGAAUUCGAAGAUGAGUAUGAGUCCGAAGACGAGUUGAUGGAGGCGGGAGUGGAUGGGCGGCCCGACGCAGAAAGAGAAGCAGAACAGACACAAGAUGCCAUGGAUGUGGACACCAAGGAGCAGACAUUCAUCCCCGGGCGAUCGAUACUUCAGCCAGGAAUGUCGUUGACUCCGGACCCUUCGACCUACGAGAUGCUUCACACCAUGUCAACAACGUGGCCGUGUCUGUCCUUCGACGUCGUGCGUGACAACCUAGGCGAUAAUCGCAAACAGUACCCGCGGACGCUGUACGCCGUGGCCGGGACACAAGCGGAUUCGGCAAGGGCGAAAGAGAACGAACUGUACAUUUUGCGCUUGAGCAGUCUGUCGAAGAUGGACCGGGGGAACCAGACAGACUCUGAAAGCGACAGCGACGAUGACGACGAUGAAGGGGCCUCAGAUCCCAUCCUGGAGUCGAGAUCGAUUCCGCUUCCGAGCACCACAAACAGGAUACGCGCGUUCCAGCCAGCAACCGGGUCGUCCGACCCUACACAGAUAGCGCAAACACUGACGGCCACAACAAUGGAAAACGGCCAAAUUCUUAUCCACGACGUCACUCCUUACCUGCACUCCUUGUCCACCCCAGGCUACACUAUUCCUCCCACUGCAUCCAAACCGCUCAGCACUCUGCGAAUGCACAAAACCGAAGGCUACGCACUCGACUGGGCGCCAUCUUCUCUCCAUCCCAACGGCAGACUUCUUUCCGGGGACAAUGCAGGCCAGAUCUUCAGCACGCAGAGAACCGAGGGAGGCGGCUGGGUCACUGACACUCGACCCUUUGUUGGGCACACUGAUGCCGUGGAAGAGCUCCAAUGGUCACCCAACGAGAAAUUUGUGUUUGCUUCGGCCAGCUCGGACGGCACGGUGAAAGUGUGGGACAUUCGAAGUAAGAGCCGCAAGCCAGCGGUCGAUGUCAAAAUCAGCAAUACCGAUGUCAAUGUCAUGUCUUGGUCGCGCCAGACUUUCCAUCUGCUCGCCACUGGUGCGGACGAUGGCCAGUGGGCAGUUUGGGAUUUGCGUCAAUGGAAACCUCAGGCACCGGGUGUGGCGGGAGACUCGCAACUCAAGCCGAGCCCUGUCGCCGACUUCAACUUCCACAAGAAACCAAUCACUUCGAUCGAGUGGCAUCCUACAGACGACAGUGUCGUGGCCGUCGCUUGUGCCGAUAACACUUUGACUUUGUGGGACCUGGCCGUGGAAUUGGACGACGAAGAAUACGGCAAGGAAGCCGGUCUGGGACUUGGUGAGGGUGCAGAGAAAGUCCCGCCGCAGUUGUUGUUCAUUCACCACGUGGAAGAUGGAAAGGAGUUGCACUGGCACCCACAGAUGCCGGGCACAGUCAUGGUCACGGGUGGUAGCGGUCUCAGCGUUUUCAAGACCAUCAGCGUUUAGUGCAAUGUCAGCUAUGUACACAAACGACAGUUGUGAAGAAUCGAUGCAUUGGCUUGUGCCGCUUUGUUCAAGUUACUGCGAAAGUCCUAUCCGUUUCCGUUUGAUAUUUGCCCCCAUUUACCGACAGUGGACAAACAGGUCACUCGGAGCAUGAGGGUGGCGCUUAUUCGCCGAAGCACUUACUACAUCUACUAACGUCUCUCCAUAUGCACGUUUUGAUAAAACCAUACAGUUGCAUGACCUGAAAUGGAACACGCCUGUAGGAGCCUUGUCAUCUACAAAAAGCCUUUGAGAUCCAC